Oncorhynchus gorbuscha (pink salmon) is the source of this 1735-nucleotide messenger RNA. RefSeq names its product carbohydrate sulfotransferase 8-like. Gene Ontology annotation, biological process: carbohydrate biosynthetic process; proteoglycan biosynthetic process. The transcript is spliced from 2 exons. NCBI's taxonomy places the organism in Eukaryota, Metazoa, Chordata, Actinopteri, Salmoniformes, Salmonidae. The record is from RefSeq and is a predicted model, not a curated record. Bases 584 to 1456 code for a protein of 290 amino acids. Gene Ontology annotation, molecular function: sulfotransferase activity. Gene Ontology annotation, cellular component: membrane.
CGUCCAUGUUCCCAGUCACCUUGCCGUGGUUAAAUGUGGUGGUUCACAUUUUCAGUUUUGCUCGAAUGCUGCCAUCUAUCCAUAAAAAAAAAAAAUAAUUCUGGCAUUAUUACUUGCAGAGAAAUAACUUUGGGAAAUUAGAUUGGCGGUCACUCACCUGACUUGGAUCUUUUGUUUGAACUUACCGAGGAAACCCCAUUUAUCCAGGGUGCCAACAUUGGUGCCAGAGAAGAGGGAGGAGAAGUAGGGUUCCUGUCUUCAGAGGAUAUUACUCACUAACGUUCAGUCCCUGGACAAUAAAGUACACAAGCUCAGGAUGAGGAUCUCCUUCCAGGGAGACAUAAGGGACUGUAACAUACUCUCUUUUACGGAAUCAUGGCUUUCUAGGGAUAUAAUGUCCCUGUUCAUACAGCUAGCAUGGUUCUUCGUUCAUCGCGAGGACAGGAAGCAGGAACUCUCUGGGAAACACAGGUGGAGGGGUAUGUCUCAUGAUUAACUACUCAUGGUGUGAUUGUGGUAACGUAAAGGAACUCAAGUUCAGUCUCCCGAUCAGGAAUACCUCAUCAAAUGUCGAGGGGAAGAGAUGUCCUCUAACCCCAGCUUCCUUAUUCCUAGCCCCAGGCAGCCCCCAUUAUUACAGUGGCCGCCCCACCCAGUCACUCCAACCUCCGGAGACCCAGCUGAGAGUCCCAGGUCACUGGUCACCAAACGCCACAGGAAGCUGCUGCUAAAGAGUGGUUCUCUAACCCCUAGUGGCGCCCCCACUGGUGAGGAGUACCAUCGGUUACAGGGCAUGGCCCAAACCCAGGUGUCCAGCCGCCACCUGCUGAGGGAAGUCUGCUCCAAAUACCAGCCUGGUGUCACAGAACACCCUGUGUCCUGCCUUCAGGUGUUCCGUGUCUUCGUGGAGGACUGGCAUUGUCAGGCCUUCAAUACUGUGAGGUGCACCGCCCACAACGAUGCCCACUUCGCCAACCAGCUCCGCCGACUGGACUCCUAUGACCAUGCGGGCGUGGCAGAGCGCCUCUGCUCCUACACCAAGGUCCUCUUCGUAUGGGAGCCCUUAGAGGGGCUGGUUUCGGCCCUCCAUGAUAAGUUUGAGAGCUCCAACUGGUACUACCAUUCAGCGUUCGGCAGGCCCAUCAUCUCCCGGUACCGGGCCAAUGCCUCACUCUCCGCCCUGAGGACCGGCGCCGGCGUCACCUUCAGGGAGUUUGUCCAGUACCUGUUGGAUGUGAGGCGGCCCGUGGGCAUGGACAUCCACUGGACGCCGGUCAGCCAGCUCUGCAGCCCCUGCCUGCUGCACUACGACUUCAUUGGGAAGUUUGAGAAGAUGACGGAGGAGGUCAACUUCCUGCUACUGAGCAUUGGGUGCCCGCCAACGUCAAGGCAGAAAGGACUGCUUCCACCAUUGCUCAGAUGUACUUUGAACAGCAUGGACAGACAGGGUCUAUGACAUUUACUACAUGGAUUAUCUAAUGUUUAACUACCCCAAGCCCUUUCUGUACCGAGGUACUGGCUGGAGUGCCAGGUUGAGAUGAUUCAUUUGAGAUUUAUUAAUAUGAACACUACGGAAGAGAUUGUAAUCUUGCGGGACUUGAAUAAGCACUACAGACACUGAUGUAUUUCUUAUUUGUGUCUGGUUACAAUUAUGAUUUGAUGUGAUUACUUUGAGCAUAGGUUGUACAGAUUUUUUUUCUUCUCAAAUUCAUCAUAUCUAACUCGUAGUUAGUCU